AUGGCUCUCAGGUUUUCCACGGUUUCUCUGGCAUUUGCUGCAUCACUUUUUGCAGUGCAAGCAGUAAUAAUGUAUCUUUGGAUGUAUCAGAACACUCUGUUGUUUUUAAUGUUUUUAAUAGGGGAUGUACCAUUAUUAAUGAACUUUUUACUUAGAAGGCACGAAUCCAAUAGUGCCAUUUCUGGAGGUCUCCAGUGGUUUUGGUAUAGCUUGAUAUUAACUCUUAAAAUGGUUUUUUUAGUUUGGUAUAAAGCAUUUAAUACAAAUUCAGAAACUUCACUAAUUGAUAGACUACCAUACACAGUAUUUCCUUCUUCAAUUAUUCCAACAAUACUGUUUAUUACUCCGGCAAUUUAUAUCCUCUUGUCAUUCAGAGCUGCUCCACAGCUAUACGGUUCACCAAUCUAUGUACUUUCAACAGAAAGCUUACUACAUUCAGAUUUGGUUACACAUGUUCUUUUAGACCUAAUUGACAUUCUUGUUCAAAUGCAGCAUGAGCAGUACCCGGCAAGUCUUCUAAUAAAUUCAACUUGGAUAUAUAUGUAUUCAGGUAUUGUUUUGAAUUUAGUAUUAUUUUUCCACGGUUUAUCCUUCCCCACAAGUGGUGGAGAGCCGACUAUUUCUCAAAGACAAGGCGGAGAUGUUUAUAUAGUAAGAAAGCAUGCAGCUUUGGUUGGCAUAUUUCUAGUUGAUAUUCCACUCUUGAUUCUUAGAAUUUAUAUCUGGCUUCAUUUCCCAGUAUUUCCAGGGUUUAACCCAUGGAUAAUGAAGAAUAUACUUUUUAUCCCAUUACAAAUUGUAAGACUAAACCAAUGUAGACUUGCUGAAAAGGAGAGGUUUCAUAAAUCUCAAAGAGAAAACUUUUUUUCCAGUAUUGUGAAUAGGGAUGGAACAAAAGGUGAUCCCCUAAUUAAAAGAACAAUUUCUUCAUACAAUUGCCAGCGCCCUCAAGUAAUACACAAUAAACGUUCUGACACAAGAAAUAGUACAGUAGAGCUUCCAAUAAUACAGAACAAAGAUGACUUCAAUGAGCAUUUGAAUUUGACUUCUGAUAUUAACAAUAGCUCAAGCUUAAAUAAUAAUUCAUCACAAUUUAGGCAUAAUUUCUCAUCCAAAAAUGAAGCUUCCAGUAUGCAGAAUAUUGGUAGCAAUAACUUUUCGACUGUGAACAUACAGAAAUCCUAUAAUAUGAGUAUUAGACAAAGGAUCCCAAAUAACGAUGAGGCAGUUUACCAAGAAAACGGCUCAGACCAAUUCUCACAAAAUCUUUCAAAUAAAAAUGACCAAACCAAUAAAGAGGCUGAUUCUACAAUUAAAAGAAAUUUUGACCACAUAAUUAAGGAUAUUAACUCUAGUAGAAAAAUUCCGGCUCGUAGCUUUUCAUUUGGGACAAUAUUGAAGCAGAUUAUUUUCAUGUUUCAAAGAAGUGGCCAGUCUUCAUAUUUAUCUUCAAUUCUUGAUAAUACUUUGAAUGUUACUCAAUUCCAAAAUAUCAGACUUUCUCUUGCGCUCAUUAUCCCUCUGAUUUCCCAGAUAGCACUUUCUGUUGUUUGUAGAACCCCAGAUCAAGGUGGCAUGGAAGUACAGUGUAAUAUAAAUUGGUUUUUCCCUGAUGUAACUAAAGAAGGUGGAUUCUACAAAAUGAAGUGCAAUGCAACGUAUAUUUCAUUUAUGUGUAUAAACUUCGUUUCAUACAAUAUAUUGUGGUUUGGAAUGGCGAAUUACUUUGAAGUUUUUUGCGGAGCAAUUUACCAACUUGUGAUGGUCAGUUCCUACUUCUUUGUAAUACAUAGUAUAAGAAAUGCAAACUUCAUUGAUCCUUUUCUUUCUGAGAAAAAUGUGGAUAUAGGAAAUAUUCUGGUUUUGCUUUGUGUUUGUCCUGCGGUACUUACUAUGUUGUUUAAUUAUUUCCCUCUUUCCAGCGCAUUUCUUGGAAGAAAGCAUCUUAGGCUUACAACUCCAUUCUCAAAGAAACAAUGGAUUGUAAACCAAAUCCCUGUUAACACCGAGAAGAAGACCAAAGAGAUUGAAAUUAACAAAAUUCCAAAAGAAGGCAAUAAUAAUUCCAGAGAUGAUGAGGUUGGUUACCUUAAUAUUGGAUCGUGUUUGCUUCUUCUUAAUUGUAGGUUUGGAAUUGCACCACUAAGCAUGAACGAGCUUCUCAUUGGUCCAGAUACAAUUAAAGGAAUUCGACUUAUUGACCUUUUACUCUCCACUUUCUAUAGAGAUAUUUUAUUUAUUUUUGUUACUAGGGGAAUUUUACUCACUCUAUGUUUCACAUGGGCAUCUCUUGGAGUUUUUGCUUCACAUUUAACAUUUAUGAUUUUCUACGGAAUCACUUCUCAUACUAUCCGGCUUCUUGCGCUAAGAAGAUUUGAACUCAAAAUCUUAUUUCAGAAAAUCCUCAGAGAUAUCGUUAAAGAAGAUACUAUAAUUCCCAAUCUCCCAAACCAGUCUUCAAUUAUUCUCUCCAACUUCAACCAACUUUAUAGGAGUGAAGAAUGGAAAAACUCUUGUCUCCAACAGUCCUUCUUUAAAGAUAGACAAACUUCCGUCCAGCAAGCUGAGCUCUUGCAAAUUAUUAACCAAAUUUCACUCCCCUACAUUGCUCAUAACAACAUUAUUAAAAAGUACUCCUCUUCUGGAUUUUUUUCAUCUCCUGGUAAUAUUAUGCUUCCUUAUACUAUUGGGACUAUUCCUCUCUAA
Cryptosporidium ubiquitum is the source of this 2706-nucleotide messenger RNA. RefSeq lists its product as uncharacterized. Lineage: Eukaryota; Apicomplexa; Conoidasida; Eucoccidiorida; Cryptosporidiidae. The record is from RefSeq and is a predicted model, not a curated record. Bases 1 to 2706 code for a protein of 901 amino acids. The transcript has a single exon.